Molecule: messenger RNA, 256 nt
Organism: Spirometra erinaceieuropaei
Lineage: Eukaryota; Metazoa; Platyhelminthes; Cestoda; Diphyllobothriidea; Diphyllobothriidae
Source: the annotation of a GenBank genome assembly
AUGGCCGCCGACACAAACCCAAUUGAGAUCGUCCUUCACCUCCCACUGCUCUGUGAAGAUAAGAAUGUUCCCUACGUAUUUAUAUCGUCACAACAAGGUAAGCCAACCCAUUCAUUUACCGUUUCUGGUAGCUCUCGGUCGUGCCUGUGGUGUUUCGCGUCCCGUCAUCGCGGUGGCCGUAACAGAUAGCGAAGGCUCUCAGUUGAAACCUCUGGUCACCAAUAUCCAGCUAAGCAUUGAGAAACUCCUCAUCUAA